This is a messenger RNA of Cyclospora cayetanensis, 3501 nucleotides long. RefSeq lists its product as uncharacterized. Gene Ontology annotation, cellular component: SAGA complex. The transcript is spliced from 10 exons. Gene Ontology annotation, molecular function: transcription coregulator activity. The record is from RefSeq and is a predicted model, not a curated record. NCBI's taxonomy places the organism in Eukaryota, Apicomplexa, Conoidasida, Eucoccidiorida, Eimeriidae. Gene Ontology annotation, biological process: regulation of transcription by RNA polymerase II. The coding region runs from base 1 to 3501 and encodes 1166 amino acids.
AUGGCUACGAAACUGAAGCGCUUCCUGGCUCCUGGUCCGGCAGGAGCGGAGACAACACUGCCAGCCUCCGCGAAAGUCUCUCCGGAUCUUUUAGAGGCCUCUCCAGAGCUCCCGGGUGUAUCGAGCGACAGUGCGAAUGAUCAGCAGGGGCAGUCCUCGGAAGUCUCAGCAGCAGAACCUGUAAAAGCAAAAGUUACGGAGGCAGACUUGUUGCGGAGGUUUUCCAUUAGUCAAGAUGUCUAUGGGUGGGGGGCAACUUUUUCCCGGGAGGCUCUGGCUAGGGAUCGCUCAAGAUUCAAAGAGACAGCACACGGUAUGAAAGCCAGUCUCAAGCUUGGGCUACGACUGCGGCCGUUUGGAUUGCAGCCUGCCCUGCGAGUUCGACAGCUCAGCGCUGCAUCGCGCCAUGUGGCACUACUAACGGACUCAGGACGGAUUUUUGUCCUCAUACAUACGAUGUAUCCUUGGCAAGAGGCCUAUGGCGGAGUCUGGCAUUUGCUGCCAGCGUCUUUGCAGCGUCAGUUCUCUCAAGUCUCCAUUGCUUCGGCCCCGCUGCCUGCAGAUCCCCUCGCUUUCUUUUCUGAUUCGGUAGCUUUUGCAUCUGCCUCAGCAGCAGGAGCAGAACGUGCCACUCCCCGAUCGUCACCAGACCCCCCGGAGGCGCAACAGCAGCAGCAGCAGCAGCAGCAGCAGCAGCAGCAGCAGGGAUGUGAUUGCUGCUGCAGCUUGCAGGAUCCUGCUGGAGAGUUCGCUCUGGGCGCUAUUGACGCAGAGGGGAAUCUCUGGCUUGGCUGGAGUACAGCAUGUUGCUGCCUCCGUCAGCACAGUGGGCAACAACAACAGCAACAGCAACAGCAAAGUAAUGACGACAGCUGCAGUGAGAAGGCCGCUUCGAACAUCGAUCUAGUUGGGGGGGGUCGCUGCUAUUGCCACAUAGAUCCUGAAACUGGUGGUGUGCCUUUUCGCGUCUCUGAGGAAGACAGCAGUUCUAGAUCCUCUUUUAGUUCGGACGCACAGCUGCGGCAGCUUCACUGCCCCCUGCAACGCGAGCUUGGACGCUUACCGUUGCAGCAGCAAAGCCGAGCCACAGAAAAUAAUGUUCCCUGCGUGAUGCUCUGUCUGCCCGACGGGGAGGCUGUCGCGAGGCCUACUCGCCUUCCUACUGCCGCUCCAGCAGGAGGAGGAGCAAAGGCAGCAGCAGCAAUCGACCCCUCAGGCUUUACACCGUCGAGCUCAGUAGCUCAAGCCUCCAGCGCAGUAGCAGCGGCGGCAGAGGGGAGCACCCCUGUGCGUUAUGCAGCGGUGUUUCGCUCUCGGCUGUUUCCCUCCAAGUAUGGACUUGUCGUUAGGGGGAGAAGGCAUUCUCGGCUCUUCUGCCCCCUCCCGCACAAGCCUGCCAAGCUGCUCUGCGGUCCUGGUGGGGAGGCUGGUCUGUUGCUGCUAGAGAGUGGACACCUCCUUCAGUGGGGUGUUCGUCGCGCUUCCAGUGCUGCUUCUUCUUCUUCUUCUCCUCAUCAGCGGGCGUCUACCCUCGCCAUUACGCAGAUGCGCGGUUCUCUCGAAGGUCGCAUUGUUAUCGACGCCGCCCUCGGGUGCCCCCUGCCUUCCUUCCCUCUCGACGGCAGCACUGCCUUUGACGCCUUCGCGCUGUGCAGCAACGGCAUCCUCCACGAAUUCUCUCUAGGAGCGCCUCUGCUGGACGCAGGAGCCAGCCGAUUCCCCCCCCACCCCUACCCCCUUAUUAGGCUCAGACCGAGCGUGCCAGAACCCCUCGAAGUCACGCCUCUGUGCUUCGAUCUGCUGUAUGGACACCUGAGCAGCGGCAGCUCGAGAGCCCCUUACAGCACCAGUAACUUCAAGCGGCUGCUGCAGGCGGUUCCCAAGGCUGAGAUAGAGGCGCUGCUCCCCAGCAGCAGCAGCAGCAGCAGCAGCAGCACAGCGAUUUUUGAUCGCCUAGUGGACUCUUACUGGCUCCGAGAGGUAGCAGAAGAGGGCUGCUGCUUACCCGUUGCCGCCUCCAGUGCCGCUGGCGAAGCUGAAGCUCGGCAGGGAACUGGUGAGAACGACGCAGCCUUGACAACACCAACAUCAGUGGUGGAACCUGUGAAAUACUUGUCUGCCGCAGCAGAUUUUGCAAGCGAACAAGCCAGCGCUGUCUUCUCCGCAUCCCUUAGAGAAAGCGCUCACAGCAACACGAGCGCGUCUGUGCUCACCGCCUCAAACAGCCCUCCAAGGGGUGGGGGGAGCCUUGUUCAGGCUUUUUCUGCCGAAGAAGCUGACGAUCAUUUUGCAGCCUUCCAACGGCUGCGUGAGGAGGAGAUUUUUCGCCUUUACAACACCUGGGGGACGGCAGCUGGGGGAGCUGCAGUCUCAGGAAGCGGAGUUUCAGCAGAUCCCCUGCAGAACGUUUGGUGCUGUGGAGGCUUCGUGAUCUUGGCACGGGCAAGUGGACGUCUUGUAGCUGUUCAGAGGGGAUUUCCCAAUCCUGGGAUGCUGCGAAGGCGGCUGAUUGCUUCGUCAGAGGGCAGUGGGGGAGACUUCGCUGGACCUCUAGGAAUUCCACUUGGCCCUGAGGAACUAUCGGCUCAUCAUAUUCGGCAAGUGCUGCAACUGCACAAGCACCUGGACUUGGGGGUGUGUGUGGGAGAGGGCCUUGUAGGGAGAGCCCUGGGGUGUCUGUCCACCUCACAUGACUUUUUGCCGCCCUCUCCGCCUCCGUCUGAGCAAGACAUACAGCUGAUGUUGUUGCAGCUUGCCUCGGCGGCAAAGGCACCGUAUUCGCUCUGCUGCGGGCCAGGAUAUAUUUUGCUUUCCGCCUAUUCGAUCCAUCAAACCUCCGGCAACAGCAGCGCUGCCAAGGGGGAAGGGUCCUACACUGCAGCCGAUGCAGAAGAGCGACUCAAGCUACUGCGAAGAGCCGUCUCAAGUCCGCCCAGCUUUCUUAGGGGCCCCCCUCUGGGUCAUUUUACGAGGCCCCCCAUGCGGCGGCUUGCGGGGGCCCUUUGGCGGUACGCUCGCGAGGCAGCGCGCGAGACGGCAGUUGUGCGGGAGUUGGUGGAGCACCUUUCCGUAUACCUGAGCAGACUUGCGCAGCAACACAAUGCCCAGCUGCUACAGGCUCUUGAGGAGGAGCAGCAACAGCGGCAGCAAAGGCGGGAGAGGCCUGACGCGGGAGAAGGCACAAAAGUCUCGGGGGCUAGAGUGUCGCCUAAGCGCUCUCUGCAGCAGCAGCAAGAGGCGCAGUUGGCCUCGCUGCUGCUGCUUCUGCUGGCGCGAGUAUUCGCGGCUCAGAGGGCAUGGGGUUCCCCCGAGUUGCUGCAGCUUUUGCAGCAGCAGGACGAGGAGGCGAUAGCUGUGCUAGCAGCGGGGUCGCCAGGUGCCCUUCCCUUGGCCAUCAAGCGGCGGCGAUGCAGCACGCAUGCCAGGAGAGCAGCAGCAGUGAAGAGCAGGAGACGGCCUCCCCCCGCGGAUACCACUAAAGCGCGGGGUGAAACGGAGUAG